Entelurus aequoreus (snake pipefish) is the source of this 1770-nucleotide messenger RNA. RefSeq names its product transcription factor PU.1. Gene Ontology annotation, cellular component: nucleus. Gene Ontology annotation, molecular function: DNA-binding transcription factor activity, RNA polymerase II-specific; sequence-specific DNA binding. NCBI's taxonomy places the organism in Eukaryota, Metazoa, Chordata, Actinopteri, Syngnathiformes, Syngnathidae. Gene Ontology annotation, biological process: cell differentiation; regulation of transcription by RNA polymerase II. The transcript has 6 exons. The record is from RefSeq and is a predicted model, not a curated record. Bases 1 to 930 code for a protein of 309 amino acids.
AUGGUUCUGACGUUCCAGCAUCCCAGACGUUUACAGCCCACUUGUCAGGAAGAGUCCCUUAGCUUCAUGCACCCAAUGAAGCAGGCAUGCUGUGGCGGAACAGCACCUAAUUGGCUGGGGGCUGCCCAGCUUGAGGCGGGCGGUAGCUGUCCAAUAGCUUACGUGACUGAGGUCAGGCUUUGCGGAGGACGAGGAUCCUGGGGUGUUGUGUCGCCCUCCUGCCCUGAGGUGGACCUGGAAGUCAUUGAGGAAUACCUGCAGGAGCAUUCGCUGGAGGUCCAGCCUGCACACACACACACCUCACCUCUGACCAACGACAUGCAGCAUUUGCACUCUCAGCACAGCACCUGGAUCAUAGAAAAUAACUGGUCUGGUCACUAUGCUUACGAGUGGCACUGGGGAGCUCACACAUCGAAUAAAGAAUGUGAGCCACAAGCCACCCCACCAGCCUGGUUGUGUCCCCACCAGAACCAGUGGAAUCAGGUUGCAUAUCCCGCGUGCAUCGACUCAGACUCUCAGUCUAGUAGCUCCCAGUACAAAGAAUACCAGGAUGCUCCUUCUCCAUCCUCUGAUGGUGAAGGCAGACAGAACCAAGACUCUUUGCUUCUUUCGCCCAUCUCAGGAAAGCGGAAGGAGCGCUUGUUCCAGUUCCUGUUUGAGAUGCUCCAAACGCCGUCGAUGCGAAGUUGCAUCUGGUGGGUCCAGUCAUCAGUUGGCACCUUUCAGUUUUCCUCCCAAAACAAAGAGCACCUGGCAGAGAUUUGGGGCCGCCGAAAGGGGAACCGCAAGACGAUGACGUACCAAAAAAUGGCGCGAGCGCUGAGGAAUUACUCCCGCACAGGCGAGAUCCAGAAGGUGAAGAGGAAAUUGACGUAUCGGUUUGAUGAGAAGACCCUGAGAGGCCUGCAAGCAGACUUAAAUACAGAAUAGGAAGCUGCAUGACGGAGUACAGUCAUGACUGUAAAUGAUGUGUGGCACACCCUAUGGAUUGUGCUGAAAAUACUUUGGACAUGAUAUCAUGUAAUAGACAUAUUAUCAAAGUUUAUAAUCAUUAGACAAAUGGUCGAUAACUGUGAGCAAUUCGUGUCCCCAGCAAAGAUGAUUUGGUUGAAGUUAUUUAACUAAUUGUGCAUACAUGCUUCUUAGAUAGUGUUCCACAAAGGUUGGUAUUGAGUCCCAAAAUGUUUAUUAAGUACAUCGAUUACAUGUGUAAGGUAUCAGAUACUUUAAAUGUGUGGAUUGUUAAGCUGUGUGAGAAAUUUCAGGUCAAUUUAUGGGGUCAAAUUUUGGGGUUUAAUAGAGUGCUUCGGAUUUUUCAACAUUUACCAGAAUGCAUUGCCGGUGGCCAUAUUGGUAGGCUUUGUUUGUAAACAUGCUCAAUAUUGCUGAUCAUUCAUCCAGUGAUACUCAUAAUGCCGACAACGUGUGCGAUUGUCAACUGACACAAUCAAAGUGGGAGAGGUUUUACUAGCAUUUAGCAAAUUCCUUAGCGUGUACCUGGACAUAGGGAAGCGGCUGAAUAGAAGAGUGAACGGCGAAGGCGAGCAUGGAUUGUUGCAAUCAAUCGAUCAGAUGUCACGUUCUAUGUACAACUUUGUGUUUGUUCGGAUCAUUUCAUUUCAGGUAAUUUAGAACAUUUUGUAAAUAGAAAUUAAUCUACAAUAAAUGACAGCCCCUAUUUGCAUUAACUUGAUGUGCUUGGUCGAAGAACUUUGAUAGCAGUUAUAUACAGUAGAUAAUGGAUACUGUACUCACUUCUCUCAUCCGGAC